AUACUGCCCGAGCCCGGGCGGGGUCUCUGUUCUCUGGCAGAGGAGGUCCCUUGGCAGCGGGAAGCUCCCUCUCUUUCUCUCGCUGCCGCUCCGAGUCUGCGCCCUGGUGCCAGGCGCCCCGCUCGGCGCUCCCCUGUGCUCGCCCGGCGCCCACUCAUUCGCAGCCCAGCCUUCUCCGCUGCCGCCUCCCUGCUCCUCUUCCUCCGCCUGCCGCGGCCAUGGCGGACAGCGCCAGCGAGAGCGACACGGACGGGGCGGGGGGCAACAGCAGCAGCUCGGCCGCCAUGCAGUCGUCCUGCUCGUCGACCUCGGGCGGCGGCGGCGGCGGCGGCAGCGGCGGUGGGAAAUCCGGGGGCAUUGUCAUCUCGCCGUUCCGCCUGGAGGAGCUCACCAACCGCCUGGCCUCGCUGCAGCAGGAGAACAAGGUGUUGAAGAUCGAGCUGGAGACCUACAAACUCAAGUGCAAGGCGCUGCAGGAGGAGAACCGCGACCUGCGCAAAGCCAGCGUGACCAUCCAAGCCAGGGCCGAGCAAGAAGAAGAAUUCAUCAGUAACACUUUGUUCAAGAAAAUCCAGGCUUUGCAGAAGGAGAAAGAAACCCUUGCAGUAAAUUAUGAGAAGGAAGAAGAGUUCCUCACUAAUGAGCUCUCCAGAAAAUUGAUGCAGUUGCAGCAUGAGAAAGCCGAGCUAGAACAGCAUCUUGAACAGGAGCAGGAAUUUCAGGUUAACAAACUGAUGAAGAAAAUUAAAAAACUGGAGAAUGAUACCAUCUCUAAGCAGCUUACCUUAGAGCAGUUGAGACGAGAGAAGAUUGACCUUGAAAAUACAUUGGAACAAGAACAAGAAGCACUAGUUAAUCGUCUCUGGAAAAGGAUGGAUAAACUGGAAGCUGAAAAGCGAAUCCUGCAGGAGAAAUUAGACCAGCCUGUCUCUGCUCCACCAUCACCCAGAGAUAUCUCCAUGGAGAUUGACUCGCCAGAAAACAUGAUGCGCCACAUCAGGUUCUUAAAGAAUGAAGUGGAGAGGCUGAAGAAGCAACUGAGAGCUGCUCAGUUACAGCAUUCAGAGAAAAUGGCACAGUAUCUGGAGGAGGAACGCCACAUGAGGGAAGAGAACUUGAGGCUGCAGAGGAAGCUGCAGAGGGAGAUGGAGAGAAGAGAAGCCCUCUGUCGACAGCUCUCUGAGAGCGAGUCCAGCUUAGAAAUGGAUGAUGAGAGGUAUUUUAAUGAGAUGUCUGCUCAAGGACUAAGACCUCGCACUGUGUCCAGCCCAAUCCCUUACACGCCUUCUCCGAGUUCCAGCAGGCCUAUUUCACCUGGUCUAUCAUACGCAAGUCACACAGUUGGUUUCACGCCACCAACAUCACUGACUAGAGCCGGAAUGUCUUAUUACAAUUCCCCGGGCCUUCACGUGCAGCACAUGGGAGCCUCCCAUGGCAUCACAAGGCCUUCACCACGGAGAAGCAACAGUCCUGACAAAUUCAAACGGCCCACGCCGCCUCCAUCUCCCAACACACAGACCCCAGUCCAGCCACCUCCACCUCCGCCUCCGCCACCCAUGCAGCCUGCGGUCCCCUCGGCAGCCACCUCGCAGCCCGCCCCUUCGCAACAUUCGGUGCACCCCUCCUCCCAGCCUUAAUGCAUGUGCUUAGUCUGAAUUUUAAGUUGGGACUUGUAAAAUGGAGCCGUCUACUCAACGCCAAAGGCUUCCUUCCCUGGCAUAUUUGGAUCUGACUUAUUUGCACUGAGGUUAUCUAGGCUUCACUCUUAAUUGUGCUGUAAAUGUAUGUUGGAAACGCAGCCAGUGUUGUGGGUCGGCGACACUAACCAGACGAGUUUUUCCAUCAGUGUUUUACUUGAAUCUCCAUGUAUGUCCAUUCCCUGGCUGGAACAUUUGCUCUUCGAUAUUUGGUAAUCAGCUGCAGUGUGCAAUUCUAGCUUGGCCCCAGAGCUUCAUUGUCCUGGCUUUUAGAUUUGUAAAAUAAAAAGGGAUAUCUUUUUUUAUAUUUUUUUUUCAUAAAUUUGCAGAAAAUUACUGAGCUGUUAUUACCCACCCACCACCCCCCAUCAUAAUGGUGUUUACCAAACAUCCAGUAGUUCAGCACUACAAUUCUCACCUUUGAAAAAUCUAGCUUUCAAUGUAGAAUGGAAAGUUAGAUGAAUCAGUGCCCAAAACAUCUGUUUAACAGAGCUUUCUACAGAUACACUUUUUACAGUAUCUAUUGACAUCCAUGUUGAAACUCUUGUAAAAUAGAGAGCCUGAAGUGAUGGAUCACAUGGUUAUUGUAUAUGAAGAUGUGGUUCUUUCCAUCAUCUUUAAUGUUACCUGAACUGGCCCCCUCUGACAUGAGUCGAUAAAUGUUAUCCCCCUACCAGCAAUUUUGGUGGCUGAUUAGAAUGUGCUAUUUGAUUUCUGCUGCCGAGGGCAAUGUGAUUGUAACAAAAACAGCUGUUUUCCCCUUCCAUUCUUUAUUUGUGUUUCCCUAAAGUAGAGUUCGAACAAAUAUUUUAAAGAUGCAAAAAUACUAUUAGUAAAUGCUAUUUGAAAUGAGCAUUAUAGAAAUAUCUUGGCAUAAUGGCCACAAAAUACUGUAUUGCUUGGCAGAAAAGCAAAGAGAUAUAGAGGAAAGGAGCACAUUAGCAUCGAUGAAUGCUUAUUUCACCCAGUAUAAAGCAAGCGCGGUGUACAAAGAAGUAUAUUCUGAAUACAUUAUUUGCAUUCAUUUAGCACAAAUAAAUCAUUUGGUUUCACUUUGACGUGAAACACUGUGAGUCACUCUUUUCUUAAUAACUUGCAACAUCUUUAUUUUUCAGCAGUUCUUGUUUUGUACUUUGGUAGUAAAGUGAUUUUUACCACCUGUGUUUGCGUAUUUAUAUAUGCUGUGGACGGAAAUAACUUACUAGAGAAUGUAUAUUUUAUGAUGAGAAUGUGUAUCUGUUGGAUAUAAUCAGAGCUGAAAAUUAAUUUAUCAGUAAUUUUUAAGAGUCCAUGUUUUGUGACAACCGUCUCUAAUUAACUCUUUAUUGAACACACUUCUAAAAAUAUGGAACCAUGACAUUGUAGAUAUUUAAUAUUGUACAGUAUAGAAACCUCCAGUUUUGCCUUCAGAUACAUAUUUAAGAGUUCCAGAAUGAAAAAAGUCUUGUUGGAUAAUAGUGUUUGACUAGCAUUUUAAGAACUUGAGAAUAAAAGCAACAAUAGGACUUUCCACUUCUUCCUGCUUCUACCCCCAAACUGAGAAUGUCACUCUUCAAUUGCUUGGAAGAAAUUGUACGUCUGUAUAAAUUUUAUUUAUAGUGUGUGUGAUAUACAUAAUCAUAGUACAGUUCUCAUAUACAGGGAAGGAGUUUGGUGUUUAAUUAUUGAGGCUUUUGGCUUUUAAUACAAUCAGACUGGGUCGUGUCAAACCCAGAGAUUCCGCCAACAGCCCACUGACCCCCCCGGUACAUUGCCAUUCCGAGGAAUUCUGAGAGUAGGCAAACAAAUUUUGCCUUCAUGGUACAGUUCUCGGUUUUUCUUAUAGGAGAAACAUGGUAUAUGUUUACAAGAAUCUUUUAUGAGAUUGUAGAUUUCAGUGCUGUUGGAUAGCGUCUUAUACUCAAGCAAAAAUCCAUAAUGUAGUGAUCGUCCCUCAGCUUCCUAUCCAUUUAGUUACCCCCUGAAAGCACAAAAGUCAAAACAUUGCCAUAUGGUGCAUGAAAAAGCACCUGGACUGAGCAAACAGCUUCUGAUAAAUGCCUCUUAGAGACAGUUUUGACAUUCUGCUAAAAUGUAGUGCCCGUUCCCCUAGUCAUUUCACUUCAAAAUAAAACACAGCUCCUUCAAACAGCCAUUUCCCACCUUAAAUCUAGUCACUGCACCCCUGCGGACAUUCAGAAUUGAUAGAACAAAACACUACUGGUUUGAAUUUAUGAUGUUUCAUGUUUUUUUUUUUUUUUCGGAAGCAAUAGCUGCCGCUAACAUUUGUUGAGCGCUUACUGUAUGCCAGGCCUGUGCUUCUUGCUUGACCUGCCUCAUGGCAUUCAUUUUUUCCUGUAAAUUUUCCAUCUCUUUUUGUUUGUGAAAGUUUGUUUGUUUGUUUUGUUUGAAAGUUUA
Molecule: messenger RNA, 4094 nt
Organism: Trichechus manatus latirostris (Florida manatee)
Lineage: Eukaryota; Metazoa; Chordata; Mammalia; Sirenia; Trichechidae
Gene: CCDC6
Product: coiled-coil domain containing 6
Exons: 9
Coding region: 219-1637 (472 amino acids)
Source: RefSeq, a predicted model, not a curated record